UGACACAUCAGUGCCACAUCAGCAGUGACACAUCAGCAGUGACACGUCAGCAACAGUGACACGGCAGUGCCACAUCAGCAGUGACAUGUCAGCAACGGUGACACGUGAGCAGUGCCAUGUCAGACACAGUGCCACGUAAGCAGUGCCAUGUAAGCAGUUCCAUGUCAGCGGUGCCACGUCAGACACAGUGCCACAUAAGCAGUGCCAUGUCAGCAGUGCCACGUCAGCCACAGUGCCACCUCGCUGUAAUCGAGGUUGAGGAACAACGCCAGCUGGCAGUCAAGGCUGCCCAGCUACAGGCUGAAGAAGCGGCAACAGCAGAGAAGCUGCGGCUACAGGCCGAAGCAGACGCAGAUGCCCAGGCUCGGCGCAAGGAAGCCCAGGAUCUGCUGCAGCGACAUGAAGCCACAAGCAUCGAGAGACUCAAGUACUGGCAUUUUGAACCGAACGGCGACGAGGCAACACCGGAAGAGCAGCACAAAGAGUUCAUGGCCAAGCUCGUGACCAGGCUGGUUUACACUUGUAACCACCUACAGUCCGAGCUGGCGAACCUUCAGCGUGCCGUGCGGAACCAUAAGAUUCAGCACGAGGAUGCCACACGGGCACUGGACGCCCGUGUACUGGACCUGGAACAGGCUGUACCAGGACCAGAUGCUGGCUUUUCCAGCAGUGCAUCCUCUAGCCGCCAACUGGAGGAACACGUUGACCACGUAGUGGCAAUGCUAGGAGGCAUAAGUGCCUUCACAGAGCCGGCCACCAUCAGCCAGCGGUUCGAGUUGGGGAUUCACGAAGUCCCUGACCAUCUGUUCAUCAAUGCUCUGUUCAUCAACACCAAGGGAGGUUGUCAGAUCUGGCUCAGCCACAUGGCAACCAUCCACGGCGUCCAGGUUUCAGACCUGUACAAGAAGGUCUCCUGGGAGGACAUGACGAAGGAAUGGAAGAAGCGGUUCAUCGUCGACGAUGCACCGACACUCGCCAUCAACCGCAUCUUCACGAUGGCUCAAGGGAGCACACCGACACGUGACUGGCUCACGGAUUGGCAGAAGAUCGUGGCAACGCCCGAUUUGGACUUGCCAUUUCCGCAUCUGCGGCGUGAGUUCUACAACAGGUCAUGCGCCACUCUCAGCCUAGCACUUGGUGAUCGCGAGCAGUACAACACUUUCGUAGAGAUCAUCAACAAGGCAAGGGAGAUCAUCAAGACUGACAGGGCAGCUGCACACGAGAAGUCAACGUGGCAGCCAACCUAUGUGGAGAAGGUAAGAACUGGUCCGCGACAGCAGCAGUUCGCUGCAGUCCAGUCGGACAGUGGAGAUAACCCAGCAGCCACUCCAGCAUCAAUCUUGGAACAGCACGACGGCGACGACUGGCACCCUGUGGAGUAUUUCAGCCACAAAGUGCCUCCCAUCAACUCGCUUGAUGAUGCAAGGAAGAAGGAGCUGCUCGCAUUCGUGAUGGCUCUCAAGCGCUGGCGGCACUUCCUCCUUGGGCGUCGUAGGUUCACAUGGGUCACAUACAACAAUCCAUUGACCUACUACAAGACGCAAGACACGGUGAGCAGUACGAUCGGACGAUGGAUGUACUUCAUCGACCAAUUUGACUUCACACCGAAACAUGUCCCCGGCCUCUCCAAUCGCGCAGCAGAUGCACUCUCGCGAAGACCUGAUCUUUGCGCGAUGACACAUCAUGCCUUCGCAUUCGACGAGGAGCUUCAGCGACACUUCAUCCGAGCAUAUCAGUCUGAUCCGGACUUCGGCACGCUCUAUGCACAACUAUCUUCGGAUCACCCGCCGGCCAGCCAUUACCGCAUUGCCGACGUGUACUUGCUCCUCCACUCGAGAGGCAAGGACUGACUAUGUGUCCCACGCGAGCGUCGUCUUCGAACUCGCCUCCUCGGCGAGUACCAUGAUUCACGACUUGCCGGCCAUUUCGGAGUCAACCGCACUAUUGCACGGCUUCGA
Messenger RNA from Chara braunii, 1958 nucleotides. The record is from the annotation of a GenBank genome assembly. Lineage: Eukaryota; Viridiplantae; Streptophyta; Charophyceae; Charales; Characeae.